AUGCUCUCGGCUUUCCCUCCGCCUUCCAAAAUCCUACUCUACGGCCUGCUGCUAGCCUCUCUAGCUUUGAGAUGUGCGGCGUAUAUCCCGGCGGUUGCGAUCAACGAUACAGACGGCCUCAAUUUGACAGAUUCAUCCUCUAUCGAUAUCGCAUGGACGGACCCUUCGGGCGUGUCAUUCCAACUCCAAGCAGACGUCCUAACAGGCGGCACCACCUCCGGCGCGCUCGUGCAUUUCGCUGAAUCCACAAUGGGCAGCAACGUGUCGACUACGACGCCGUGGAUUGCGUUUAUCAGCUGUGAUAGGAAUGAGAGUGUUGCUAGUGAUGAGUGGGAUGUGUUUACGUUGGCAAGAGAUAGAGGGGCGGUAUCAGCCUUUCAUCGUGGCGGCGGCGCUGGAGAUAGGGGCGGGGAAGGGGAAAGGGAAAGGGAAGAAAGAGCAGGAGAAGGGGAAGGGGAAGGGAGGAAAAAGGUGGAUGAUGAAGAGUCUGUGGCUAUGCGCCAGCUGGAUAGAGACGAUUCGAAAGUCGGAUUUGUCGCGGAACAGUAUAACCCGGCAGAAUCGAAAAUCGAGCAUGACAAUCCUUUCCACCCUAUCAUUACCGACGAUAACUCUAUAUCCCUCUCCACUCUUCCCAUCGCAGCGUCAUCGAGCACCACAGGUUUCCAAACACCGCCGCACGAUACCUCCACCUCCAUCUUGGACUCCGCGGCCGCGGCGGCGGCGGUAGGAGGAGAGGGAGGAGAGGGAAAGGGUGAAAAGGAGGAAGAGCAGCACUGCCCGAUCUGCCUGGUGGAGUUUGAAGAUGGCGAUGAUCUACGGGCUGUUGCGAGUAUCAGCGAGUUGUCCGCUAUGUCGAAAAGAUUUCAACAACCCCUCAUCACCCUCCGGUACACCAACACCUACCACACCUUCUUUCCCCAUCUCCAACCGCAUCCCCUCCCUUCCGGACUCUGA
This is a messenger RNA of Cryptococcus wingfieldii CBS 7118, 957 nucleotides long. RefSeq lists its product as hypothetical. The record is from RefSeq and is a predicted model, not a curated record. Bases 1 to 957 code for a protein of 318 amino acids. NCBI's taxonomy places the organism in Eukaryota, Fungi, Basidiomycota, Tremellomycetes, Tremellales, Cryptococcaceae. The transcript is spliced from 6 exons.